CCGCGACAUGAGGCGCAAACGACGCUGACAUGUCGGGCCCACGGACGAACUGGAGGCGCAUCGGCGACAAGUUCUACCGCAAAGUCGAGCUAUACACCAAUGUCUUCGACGUCGACCUCGCGCUGGAGAACUACACCGUAACCGGCGCUCCGUACAGUGGUGCAGUAGCAGCACUGCGACGCGAUGAGAGCAAAGUAUACUCGUUCCGCGGCCCUCAAUCCGCCAAAUCCACCAUCGACAUCCACAGCUGCGCCGGCAAGCUGAUACAGCACAUUCAAUGGGACCGAGGCAAGAUUAAAAGCGUAGGAUGGUCGGAAGAUGAGAAGCUGCUGGUUGUUACGGAGGAUGGCAGCGUGCGCAUAUACCCAGACUUGCACGGCGAUUUCACUCCCUUCACCUUGGGUCAUGGCGCCGAUGAGCAUGGCGUGGUGGCCUGCAAGUUCUGGUCCAGCGGAUUUGUCGCGCUGCUGGGUAACAACAGUGUCGUCGCCGUCACGCGAUACGACGAGCCGCGACCGCAGCUCCUGGCGUCUGCCCCGUCGGGCGAGGUCAUCUCGUGGACUGUGAUCCCUCCAGAAUACACAUCAUCCCGCUCGGUGGAGGUCCUGCUCGCCAUAAACGAUACUGUCUACGUGCUGGACGCGGUGGAGUGUGAGGAUAGAGGCCUUCAAGCUGGGCCAUUCCGACACAUCGCCGUAUCGCCCAACGGCAAGUUCAUUGCCCUCUACACCGAUGACAGCAAAGUCUGGGUCAUCGGCAGUGACUUCCAAGAACGAUUCAGCGAAUAUGAAUCCAACGUCAAGACUGCGCCGCGUGACCUGCAGUGGUGUGGCAACAAUGCAGUCGUACUUGCCUGGGAAGACGAGAUCCACCUGAUCGGGCCAAAUGGAGCAGCGUCAACAUGGGAGUACAAUUCAAUCGUCCACCUUCUGCCAGACAUCGACGGCAUCCGCGUCCUGACCAACGACGUCUGCGAAUUUGUGCAAAAGGUGCCUGAUGCGACCGAAGAGGUUUUCAAGCCCGGCUCGGCCUCGCCUCCCGCUGUGCUGCUCGACGCCAUCAGCCAGCUGGAGAACAAGUCGCCGAAAGCGGACGACAACAUCCAACUGAUUAGGGCCAAUCUCGACGAAGCUGUCGACACCUGUGUACGUGCGGCAGGUCAGGAGUAUAGCAUCCACUGGCAGAAGCAACUCCUCAAGGCUGCAUCAUUCGGCAAGUCGGUGCUUGACCUCUACAACAGCGACGAUUUUGUCGACAUGACUGAAGCAUUGAGGGUAUUGAAUGCUGUGAGAUCUUUUGAGAUUGGCCUCCCCGUGUCCUACGACCAAUACAUUCGACUGACACCGGAACGUCUUGUGCAGAGGCUAGUCAACCGGCGAGAGUUUCUGUUGGCCCUCAAGGUAUCGCAAUAUCUCCAUCUGCCAGUCGACAAAAUCUAUGUGUCUUGGGCACGUCAAAAAGUGCGCAGUUCGAGCACGGACGAGGACAAGAUUUGCGAGGAAAUCGUGCAGAAGCUCAAUGGCAAGCGUGGCAUUUCAUUCGAGGAGGUAGCGCGAGCUGCAUAUGAUGAAGGAAGAGGAAAACUGGCUACUGAGCUGCUUGAGCACGAGCCAAGAGCAGGCAAGCAAGUUCCCUUACUGCUGGACGUUGGCGAGGAGACCAUUGCGCUCGACAAGGCCAUCGAAAGUGGCGAUACGGAUCUGGUCUUCUACGUGCUGCUGAAUCUGAAGAAGAAGAUUCCGCUCUCCAGCUUCUUUCGAACCAUCAACAGCCGACCUGUCGCAACAGCGAUCGUAGAGGCCUCGGCGAUUGAUCAAGAUCAAGAAAUGCUCAAGGACCUGUAUUACCAGGACGAUCGUAGACUUGAUGGUGCCAACUUGCUGGUGACAGAGGCGCUGACCGCCAGCGAUGUUGGUCCUGCAUCUGACAAGCUCAAGAUGGCAACGAAGCUGCUACGAGACAGCAAGGAGUUCGCGCUGCAAGCGACCGCCCUUGAGGAAGCUCAAAAGCUUCUUCGCCUGCAAGAGGCCUUCGAGAAGGACCUUGUGAACGCGCGCUACGUUGGUUUAUCGGUCAACGAGACACUUUCGAAGCUCAUCAAGACUGGAAACAUCAAACGGUCCCAAAAGCUUCAAACCGAGUUCAAAGUGAGCGACAAGACCUACUGGUGGAUACGGCUUCGAGCUCUUGUAAGUCGCCGUGACUGGAGGGAGUUGGAAGAAGUGUCGAAGCAGCGCAAAAGCCCUAUUGGCUGGGAGCCUUUCUUCAACGAAAUACUGGGCGCAGGACAGCCCAAAGUUGCCGCAGCAUUCAUUUCGAAAUGCACCUCCCUUUCGCCUGCGGAAAGGAUUGAGAUGUGGGUGAAAUGCGGCAUGAUCAAACAAGCAGGCGAGGAGGCUCUCAAAGCCAAAGAUCGCGCUGCGCUCGAAGAACUCAGGACGAAAGCCACGAGUCAACAAAUGCUCGACAUUGACCGCAUGAUUGCUCAACUUACCAAAGGCCGCUGA
Messenger RNA from Pseudocercospora fijiensis CIRAD86, 2507 nucleotides. RefSeq lists its product as uncharacterized. Gene Ontology annotation, cellular component: endosome; lysosomal membrane; HOPS complex. Gene Ontology annotation, biological process: vacuole fusion, non-autophagic; endosomal transport; intracellular protein transport. The transcript is spliced from 3 exons. Lineage: Eukaryota; Fungi; Ascomycota; Dothideomycetes; Mycosphaerellales; Mycosphaerellaceae. Gene Ontology annotation, molecular function: actin binding. Bases 30 to 2507 code for a protein of 825 amino acids. The record is from RefSeq and is a predicted model, not a curated record.